Molecule: messenger RNA, 1812 nt
Organism: Lycium barbarum (goji berry)
Lineage: Eukaryota; Viridiplantae; Streptophyta; Magnoliopsida; Solanales; Solanaceae
Product: heparanase-like protein 2
Exons: 9
Coding region: 111-1670 (519 amino acids)
Cellular component (GO): plant-type cell wall; membrane
Molecular function (GO): beta-glucuronidase activity
Source: RefSeq, a predicted model, not a curated record
GUCCUUAGCCACUAUAUUUUUUCUCUAUAUAAACGUUUCAACCUGCAUAAUUUCUUAUCACAUUCUUCUUUCUCUUCCACUUCUCAUUGAUCAUUAAAAUCAUUAAAUAAAUGAUGGUUUCAAGAACUAGGUUGUUUUGUUUAUUGGUUUUUUUAGUGUCAUCAUGUUUUUUUCGUUUGUCUAAUUCAGAUGAAUUGAAAUUGAUGGUGAAAGGAGUUACAUCUAUUGCUCAAACAGAUGAUAAUUUCAUAUGUGCAACUUUAGAUUGGUGGCCAGAAAAUAAGUGUGAUUAUAAUCAAUGUCCAUGGGGAAAAGCUGGUCUCCUUAAUCUGGACUUGAAAAACAGGAUUCUUGCAAACGCCGUUAAAGCAUUCAAUCCUCUAAGAAUCAGAAUAGGAGGUUCACUGCAAGAUCAAGUUUAUUAUAAAGUUGGAAAAUUCCCAAAGAAUUGCUCAAACUUUGAGAAAAAAUCUGAUGGCCUUUUUGGAUUUAGUGAUGGUUGUCUCCACAUGAAUAGAUGGGAUGAAUUGCAUGGUCUGUUCAACAAAACAGGGGCUGCAAUAACAUUUUCAUUCAAUGCCUUACUUGGAAGAAUACAAUCAGAUGAAGAUAAUACUCUUUGGGAAGGCGAUUGGAAUCAGUACAAUGCAAAGUCAUUGAUGAAAUACACUAUCAAAAAGGGAUACAGAAUUGACUCAUAUGAAUUAGGUAAUGAGCUUUGUGGAGGAGGAGUGGCUGCAAAAAUAAAAGCUCAACAAUAUGGCAAUGAUGUCAAGAAACUAAAGAGACUUGUAACACAUAUGUACCCUGACCCUACAAAUAGACCAAAAAUCUUGGCCCCUGGUGGAUUUUAUGAUGAACAAUGGUUCAAAGAAUUCCUUCAAACUACUGGACCGGGCGUCGUGGAUGGAUUGACACAUCAUAUUUACAACCUUGGAGCAGGAAGGGAUCCAACUCUGAUUAACAAACUUCAGAAUCCAUUUUACCUCAGUCAAAUAGCUCAAACAUUCAAAAAUGUUGAAAAUUCUGCUAAGUUAUUUUCACCAUCAUCUGGACCUUGGGUUGGUGAAUCUGGUGGAGCUUACAAUAGUGGUGGCAAAACUACUUCACAUACUUUUGUCAACGGCUUCUGGUAUUUGGAUCAGUUGGGAAUGACUUCAACUUUCAACCAUAAGGUAUACUGCAGACAAUCUUUAAUUGGAGGAAACUAUGGUCUUCUCAACACUACAACUUCCAUCCCAAAUCCAGAUUAUUACGGUGCUCUUUUAUGGCAUAAGCUCAUGGGAAAGAAUGUGCUUUCUGCUACUCAUGAAGGCUCUCCUUACUUGCGCACUUAUGCUCAUUGCUCAAAAACAAGUGGUAUUACAGUUCUACUAAUUAACAUGGACAAGUCAACAACCUAUGAAGUCUCUGUGGUGGAUGACUUGAAUUUGUACCCUGAUAGUGUUGAAUCUAUACAUGAAAGGGAAGAGUACCAUUUAACUCCAAAAGAUGGAAACAUUCAAAGUGACGUGUUGUUGCUAAAUGGCACUCCAUUGAAGCUCACUUCCUCAUUGGACAUUCCUGAAAUGAAUCCUAAGCUCAUUGAUCCAACGUUGCCCAUCGGUGUUGCUCCUCGUUCUAUCGUCUUUGCUACCUUGAGAGGGUUCCAGGCUCCUGCUUGUGCAUAGAGAAUUUACAAAGUUCAAAUUAUUAAUUUAGUUUUAGAUUAGGAUAAAGAUAUUAGGUCCUUCUCAUGAUCAACAUGUUUAGAGAAGUUUCAGAUUGAACUUAAGAGUUUGUUUUAUUGCUUUAGUAAAUUGCUUUACACUA